CUGGGCGGGAACUCGCUGCAUAACUUCGCCUACCGAGUAACCUAAUGUCCCAUCCCAUCCAAAUAGCAAUAAAACUUCCUUCCCCCCCGUCUUCCCUUUCCCUUGCUGGUCCCUUUCCCUCAUCUAGACUCCAUUCUUUUUUAUCUAUUUUCUCCACCGAAGCUCCCUUCUUCCAGAAGACAUCUUCAUCUCACUCGCUACCCAACCUUCGUUCGUUCAACAAACAACCACCAACAUGAAGUUCUUCGUUCCUCUCGCUCUCCUUGCCGCCGUUGGCGUCUCCGCCGCGACCACUGUCAGCACUGCUGCCUCUGCCAGCUCCACCGCGUGCGAUGCCGACUACAUCGUGACCCAGUGCCUCGAGACCGAGGAGAAGAAGCCCGCCCUGUGCGAUUCGACCGACUACGGCUGCCUCUGUGCCGCCUACCAGUCCAUCGCUACCUGCUACAACAACUGCCCCAACGACCCCCGUGGUGCUUCCGCCCAGAACCAGGUCACCGUCAACUGCGCGAACGCCUCCAUCUACAGCACCACCAGCAAGAAGUCCACCAAGACUGCCGCUGCCGCCUCUGGUGCCUCCGAGACUUCCACCACUGCUGCCGCCGCUGAUGCUUCCGCCACUGAGUCUUCCGCCACCGCCAUCCAGUCGUCCAGCCCUUCAGCCACCGGCAAUGCCGCUGGCGACCUGGCUCGCAACACCGGUGGUGUCCUCCUCGCCGUUGCUGGUGUUGUUGCUGCCCUUCUGUAAAUGGAUUCAAAACUACCGACCGCAUUUGUUGAUCCAAAUGUGAAUCGCGUGGAUGCAAGGACUUACGAGUAUAUAAACAACUACUUAAUUAAUUAAUUCACGUCCACCAAUGUUGUAA
This is a messenger RNA of Ilyonectria robusta, 866 nucleotides long. RefSeq lists its product as uncharacterized. The transcript has 2 exons. The record is from RefSeq and is a predicted model, not a curated record. Lineage: Eukaryota; Fungi; Ascomycota; Sordariomycetes; Hypocreales; Nectriaceae. The coding region runs from base 236 to 748 and encodes 170 amino acids.